This is a messenger RNA of Otolemur garnettii (small-eared galago), 2093 nucleotides long. RefSeq names its product transmembrane protein 109 (gene TMEM109). Gene Ontology annotation, biological process: intrinsic apoptotic signaling pathway in response to DNA damage by p53 class mediator; cellular response to gamma radiation. The transcript has 4 exons. The record is from RefSeq and is a predicted model, not a curated record. NCBI's taxonomy places the organism in Eukaryota, Metazoa, Chordata, Mammalia, Primates, Galagidae. The coding region runs from base 128 to 859 and encodes 243 amino acids.
UGGCGGCGCGUUUUAGUGAAGUCGCACGUGAAGCAUAGCGGCGGCUGGAGCUGGUGAGUCGAGGCCGAGAGCGGGACUGAGGAGCAGCACGCAGCACGGGGAGGCGGCAGCUGCUGCAGACCCAGUCAUGGCAGGUUCAGGCAGAAGUCCACUGUGGGGUAGGCAUCUGUUCAGAGCCAUCCUGAUGGUCCUAGCAGUCCUCGUCCUCUUCCAUUCAGCAUCAGCCCAGGCCCAUCGAGACUUUGCACCACCAGGCCAGCAGAAGAGGGACGCUCCAGUUGAUCUGUUGACCCACAUAGGUCGGUCUGUGUGGGAGACACUGGAUGCCUGGCUUGGGCCAGAGACUAUGCACCUGUUGUCAGAGACCUCCUCCCAGGUGAUGUGGGCCAUCUCGUCAGCCAUCUCUGUGGCCUUCUUUGCUCUGUCUGGGAUCACAGCACAGCUGCUAAAUGCCUUAGGGCUAGAUGGUGAUCACAUCACCCAAGGCCUGAAGCUCAGCCCUGGCCAGGUCCAGACCUUCCUGCUGUGGGGAACAGGGGCCCUAGUCAUCUACUGGCUGCUGUCCCUGCUCCUUGGCUUGGUCUUGGCCCUGCUGGGGAGGAUCCUUGGGGGCCUAAAGAUUGUCAUCUUUCUAGCCGGCUUUGUGGCUCUGGUGAGGUCAGUGCCUGACCCUUCCACCCGAGCCUUGCUGCUCCUGGCCUUGCUGACUCUCUAUGCCUUGCUGAGCCGGCUCACUGGCUCCCGGGCGUCCGGGGCCCAGCUGGAGGCAAAGGUGCGAGGGUUGGAGCGCCAGGUGGAGGAGCUGCGCUGGCGGCAGAGGCGAGCAGCCAAGGGUCCCCGCAGUGUGGAGGAGGAAUGAGUUGGAUGACCCACCUGUCUUCAUUAUACCAAAGACCUGAGUUGCUUCAGGGCUUCAGGGCACACAGUCCUCCUGCUGGGCCCCUCCCCUUUUCUUGUCCAUCUCUGAACCUUCAGAAUCUUGAUCCCUGCCUUGGUUCCCAACUAAGAGAAAGCCCAUUCCCACUGCUGGCUCUCAGAGCCCUAUCUUCUGAGGUUCUCAGUCUGGGGUUUGUUCUAACCCUUUCUCUGUUCCUAGCCUGUCUCUACCAGGUCAUGUGGGAGGGGCCUUCCCUCUGGCUCCUGCAUCUGCUUUCAGCAAACUCACUGCCAUUGCUCACGUGUGACUUAACUAGCUCCCCUCUGCUGUGGCCAUAGCUUCCAAGCAAUGCUCUUGCUUCCUGUCCGAUCCUGCUCCUUGGCCAAGUCUCCCACUCCCUUCCUGUUUUUCCAUUCCCUCUGGUCUUGUACUCUCACCAAAUUGCAGCCCUCAGAGCAUGCUCCUGUUCUCUUCAUUGCCCAGCAGUGGGGAAAGGGAUGUGGGACCUGACGAUAAGGGAGGGAGAAACAGGGUCCCAUGAGGACUGUGGGGCUGGAGGGUAGGGUGUUCCUUGAGUUUGUUACAAGUGCCUUAAUCAGCCAGCAGGGCCCUCUGCUUACCUGCUGCCAUAAUAUAUGUAGAAAAGUGUACCGUGGCUGCUUUGUAUGAGAAAAGAGCAGUUGCUCUCAGAAUUGGAUUCCCCUUCAGCCAAAGCAAAAGAUGGGUGGUUCUUUGUAGGCUUGUGCCUCCAAGUAGGACCCUGCAGUGGUAAUCAGAUUCCUUGAGGGGAUUUCAGAGACCUAAAGGAGGAAGGAGGACCCGCCUCCUUGUCUGCACAGCUGCAUGUGGUUCUCUACCCCAUCCCUCCAUCCCUGCCACUGAGGAGGAACUGAUCAGUGCCCACCCCAGUGUCCUGGAAAGAACACAAGGAGCCUCUUUCCCUUCAGGUGCUCUGUAGGGAGCAGGGUGAGCUGAGCUGCCAGCUGUCCCUCUCCACCCAGUUACCCCUUCUUGGGGGGCUUUUAUGGAAGUGGGUGUCCUCUGCUAGGCCUGGCACAGCACAUGAUGGGAAGAAUAAAUGCCCAAUUCUUACUGUUAAGAUUUGAUGUGGAACACAGCUGCCAUGAUAAUAUAUUUUUAUCAGCGCUUGUUUGGUUUUAAAUAAAGUGCACGCUAUUUUAUUAUCUUGUACUGAAUAAAAUGUAUUUACUCAAAA